Ziziphus jujuba (common jujube) is the source of this 2281-nucleotide messenger RNA. Its product is annotated as protein ACCELERATED CELL DEATH 6-like. NCBI's taxonomy places the organism in Eukaryota, Viridiplantae, Streptophyta, Magnoliopsida, Rosales, Rhamnaceae. The record is from RefSeq and is a predicted model, not a curated record. The transcript has 3 exons. Gene Ontology annotation, cellular component: plasma membrane. Gene Ontology annotation, molecular function: protein phosphatase regulator activity; protein phosphatase 1 binding. The coding region runs from base 1442 to 2044 and encodes 200 amino acids.
GACUAAAAGGUUUGUGACUCUUUCUUCUAUUUAUUUAGUUAUUAAAAUGUUUAUAUAGUAGCCAAGUUAUGCUUGAGAUCAAUACAAAAACAUUCAAAUUAUUGAGCCUGUUCCAUAUCUCUAAACUUCAACAGUUUAAUCAAUACAUUGUAAAGCUAAGGAAGGUUAACUAGAACACAAAAAGGAUCCCAAUUUAGUCCGCGAAACCACUGUUUGGUAGAAAAAUGGAUUCCUCAAGUUUGCAUGAGGCUCAGCAGAAAGAUGGUAAAGUUUUUCAACCAAAGGAGUACCAGAAAACAAAGGACGAAAUAGUGGAAGCAGAGGAAACAGGGGACGAAACAUUACAGAAAACAGAGACCAUCACCAACAUGGGACAUGAACUGUACUGGGAUGCAGCAAGGGGCGACAUCGAUGCCGUGCUGAAAAGCAAAGACCAUCUUCAAAGCUUACUCACUCCAAAUAAGAACACAAUCCUUCAUAUCUAUAUCACAUCGAGAGCCACUGAAGAUCAAGGUCCAAGUGAGUUUGUUGAAAGAAUACUUGCAACUUGUCCGGCACUGCUGAUGCAGCCCAAUUCCAAAAAUGACACUCCCCUCCACAUAGCAGCAAGGUAUGGACAUGCUUCAAUAGUGGGGACGCUCAUUCAAUAUGCAAAGGAUAACAAUGAGAGAGGUGUAGAAGCAGCCAGGCAGAUGAUGAGGUUGCAAAAUCAAAAUGAAGAUACGGCUAACCAUGAGGCGGUUCGAUUUUACUAUCCAAGCGUGGUGGAGAGAUUGGUGGAAAUCGAAGAGUGCGAUUUCGUUUAUUCGCUAAUAAGGAACACGAGACUCCACUCUACAUGGCAGCUGAGAGAGGAUACAGUGAUAUUGUGUUUGAGAUACUAGACAAGUGCAAAUCACCAGCUACUACUGGUCCUAUUGGCAGAAAUGUUCUGCAUGCUGCAACCAUACUCAAAGAUAAAGAAAUGAUAAAAACAAUCCUAGAUAAAAUGGAGGCACUAAUGUUAGAAGCAGAUGAAAUGGGCUGGACUCCAUUACACCAUGCUGCACAUAUUGGAUAUCGUCCUGCAGUGAAAAUGUUUCUAGAAUUACCAAUUGGUAGAGAAAAAGCAGCCUACAAGAAAAAUAAACAAGGAAACACUGCUUUUCAUCUUGCAGCUGCUUCAACUUCUUUAAACUGUAAAGUGAUAAUAUCAGAAUUUAUAAAAUGGUGUCCAGAAUGCUGUGAAUUAGUGAACGAAGAAGGCAGGAAUAUUUUACACUCUGCGGUGGGGAAGAAGGACAUCUAUGAACUGGCAAUGGGUGAUAUACUGGAAAAGAAUGCAUUCAGCGACUUGUUAAAUGAAAAGGAUGCUAAAGGGAACACACCGCUCCAUCACAUUGCCAUUUAACUUAAUAGUGACCGGCUUGCUGAUCUCAUUGAUCUCCCUAGAGUGGAUAAGAUGGCAUUCAACAAACAAAAUCAAAAUGCCCUGGACCUCGCUUCCACUUCUAAAGCUAUUGCACUGAGGAAGAAUUCCUUUGAAAAACGUUUGCAAAACCAUGAUCUGAGGUUGGGCAUUCGAAUAAACACUCGUUCAAACAAUGAAGAGGAAAAUUCUACUUUACAUGAGCCAGACGAGAUGCAGAAUACUAAUUUGAUAGUUGCUGUACUGAUUGCCACGGUAACUUUUACAGCGGGUUUUACUGUACCUGGAGGUUUUUUUAGUGAAAAAGGGCCAUUACAAGGCACUCCAAUACUUGGGAAAAGCCCAGCAUUCAAGACAUUUAUCAUCAUGGAUACCCUAGCCAUGGUCCUCUCCAGUUCUGCUGUCUUUAUCCACAUCUUUAUGAGAUUUACACCUAAAGUGUCAAGGUUAUUUGGGUACUUUUUUACAGCCUUUGUCCUCACUACCUUGGCCAUGGUAGCUAUGGUGGUUGCAUUUGUUACAGGAACAUAUGCAAUGUUAGGCUAUUCCAGGUCACUUUCUAUUGUUACAUGUGUCAUUGGAUUGUCUUUCUUCAUUUUUUUUUACAAAGUAUUCAAGAAGAGUUUUGAAUGCUAAAUCAGUUAUGUGGUUGCACCGGGCAGUACCACUUCACCGCCUCAUGUGGGACUUGGUUUGUGAGGCGGUGGAGUUAUACUCCCGGAAGUAGGUGAAAAUUGCUCCGUGUAAGGGUCAAGCUGUUGCAUUAAUGUUUGUACUACCUCCCGGGACAAAAUUUUACUUGUUACAGCCUUUUCUAAUUUGUUCGCCAUCUCUUUAAAUUUUAAUGUUAGUAUUAUAUGUUCUUUUGUCUCU